AUGAGUCGGAAACCGACUUUAAUCAACGGCGAAUAUAAAGUAUUGUUGAAAACACUUAAUCCUCAUAUCACCUGCCCGUUAUGUAAAGGUUACUUUGUGGAAGCCACAACUGUCACCGAUUGUUUGCAUACUUUUUGCAAAUCUUGUUUAUUGAAACAUUUCGAGAAUGUUAAUAAUUGCUGCCCUAAAUGUAGCAACCUUAUUCAUCAGAGCCAUCCAUCCCAUUAUGUAAGUUUCGAUCGUACUAUGCAGGAAUUGGUAUAUAAACUUGUACCGGGUAUGCAAACACGAGAGGAGGAAAGUCAUAUCGCUUUUUUACGAACAACGAAGACAGAACAGAGUGAAAAUGGAUCUUUGAAGUUGGAAUUUGAUGAAAAUAUGGAUGAAAGCAGUUUGGAAAUGAGGGAAUGUUCUGGCGAUCCAAUGAGCAAACAUCACAGAAGUGAUGAACAAGUUGCUGUAGAAUUAUGUACAGAUAAACUUUCAAAAUUUGCUGACAUUGACAUGCCUUAUUUGAGACUUUCCGAAAUGGCAACUGUAAAUACAAUCAAACGAUAUUUGGCUGUGACGUUAUUUGGUGAUAUAAGUCAAUACAAUGAUUUGGAUAUUUUUUGUAAUAACGAACUCAUGGGUAGAGAUUAUUCGCUCAAAUUCAUUGAAAAAACCCGAUGUCGGAAUAAACCAAAAGAUACACCAAUUAAGUUACUGUUUAGAAAACAUAUUGACUUUUAA
Thelazia callipaeda (thelaziosis nematode) is the source of this 732-nucleotide messenger RNA. Lineage: Eukaryota; Metazoa; Nematoda; Chromadorea; Rhabditida; Thelaziidae. The record is from the annotation of a GenBank genome assembly.